CACAGAACUACAGCAGUGUCGGUCUGACUUGCUAGCAUUUUCUUGGGAUCAAAGCAGUUUGUGACAGAUUCGAAAUGAAACUCUUCUUUGUAUUGGCUGCACUUGCAAUGGCCGUCUCGGUGGUCAACGGCUAUUCCGACGAUGACGCCUGGAAGGACUACAAGAAAAAGCACAAGUUAGACUACAACAUUGCAGGUGACGAUGGAAGGCGAGACGGAUUGCGCAAGAAGAUUUUCCUCGCCCAGAGGGAAAGAAUUAAUAAACACAACAGCGAAAGCAACAACUAUUUACAAGCACUCAGCGAAUUUUCCGUUAUGACCGCCUGGGAAAAGAAACAAUUCCUCGGUAUUGAUUCUUCCAGGGUCCCUUCCGCCGAGUUUCUCAAGUCCAUUCCGGUUUUUAACUCGCAAAAUCGCAAACUUCCUCCGAAUUUGGACUACCGUGACGACACCUGCAUGCCGGAGGUUAAAAAUCAAGGAGGGUGUGGAAGCUGCUGGGCGUUUGCCGCCAUGACCCCACUCGAAUUUUCGCAAUGCAAAGCAAACGGAAAGCUGGUCGAUUUGAGUGAACAGCAGUUGGUUAGUUGUGACUCCGUAAGUAGUGGGUGCAACGGUGGGUGGUACGUUAGCGCCUAUAACUAUCUACAGAACAGCGGCGGAUCUGCAAACGAAACACUUUACCCUUACACCGCCCAGACAGGUGUUUGUCAAUUCCAAACCUCGACGGUCGAAACCAAGGUCUCGACUUACGGUUACAUUCAAAGUCAAAACGCCACCGCCAUGCAAGCAGCCCUGCAGCAAUACGGUCCCAUUGCAGUUGCUUUGAAUGUCGUAGACUCGUUUUACGGUUACGGGAGCGGCGUGUACGACGACAAGGCUUGUGAUGGCGUAUACAUGAUCAAUCACGCUGUAGUCAUUGUUGGUUGGGGCAAACUCAAGGGAGUUGACUACUGGAUCGUACGCAACUCGUGGGGACCUGGCUGGGGAGCGAAUGGUUACAUACUAAUCGAGCGAGGCGUCAACAAGUGCCUGAUUGAAUUAUAUCCAGCCUACGUUAAAGCAGCUUAAGUGUUGUUUUUUUUUCGCCGAUUGCUGGUUUCAAUAUUUAAAAAUUUACCCGUCUGCCAUUUUGAAAAAUGAUUUGAUGGUAGAAAAACCCCGAAUAAAUUUAUUUAAACGAA
Messenger RNA from Daphnia pulicaria, 1180 nucleotides. Its product is annotated as zingipain-2-like. The record is from RefSeq and is a predicted model, not a curated record. NCBI's taxonomy places the organism in Eukaryota, Metazoa, Arthropoda, Branchiopoda, Diplostraca, Daphniidae. Gene Ontology annotation, molecular function: cysteine-type endopeptidase activity. The transcript has 9 exons. Gene Ontology annotation, cellular component: lysosome. Bases 75 to 1067 code for a protein of 330 amino acids.